Candoia aspera is the source of this 1366-nucleotide messenger RNA. RefSeq names its product metabolism of cobalamin associated A (gene MMAA). Gene Ontology annotation, cellular component: cytoplasm. NCBI's taxonomy places the organism in Eukaryota, Metazoa, Chordata, Lepidosauria, Squamata, Candoiidae. The transcript is spliced from 7 exons. Gene Ontology annotation, molecular function: GTPase activity; GTP binding. The record is from RefSeq and is a predicted model, not a curated record. The coding region runs from base 53 to 1306 and encodes 417 amino acids.
AGGUCGUUUCUAUAUGGCUGUUUAAAAAUAGGCUUUUCUGGCUUGAAACAAAAUGAAUACAUCAUCAAGGCUGUUGCGGUUUCCCCUCCACCAGCUUCUUAAGAACCUUAGGAAGCCUACUUGGAAAAAUUUCUGCUGGAAAUCUAGCUAUGGAUUUACUUUUCCAUAUGGCCAACGAGUUCAUUUGCUACAAUCCUUUUGUUCACGGAGGAUGGUGUUUUCAAAGGGGUUGAAAUCUGGGCUGGGGUACCCAGCAGCAGCAGAACAGCAUACAUGUGAGCUCUCUGACAAGGAGCAAAGACUUCUGAACAAGCUGUACGGUGGACUGAUCCAAGGUCACAGGGCCUGUUUGGCAGAAGCCAUUACUCUGAUAGAGUCAACACAUAGCAGGAAAAAGGAAGUUGCCCAAGUUCUUCUCCAGAAGGUAUUAUCCCACCACCGAGAACAAGAACGGUUAAAUAAAGGAAAGCCACUUGCCUUUAGAGUGGGAUUAUCUGGCCCUCCUGGAGCUGGAAAAUCAACAUUCAUUGAAUGUUUUGGGAAAAUGCUGACUGAGAGAGAACACAAAGUGUCUGUCCUGGCAGUAGAUCCUUCCUCUAGUACUACUGGUGGCUCACUCUUGGGUGAUAAAACACGAAUGCCUGAGUUGUCAAGAGAUAUGAAUGCUUACAUCAGACCAUCUCCAACCAGAGGAACAUUGGGUGGUGUAACACGGACUACAAAUGAAGCCAUUUUGCUGUGUGAAGGAGGAGGCUAUGAUAUUGUUCUUGUUGAAACAGUAGGAGUGGGGCAGUCGGAGUUUGCUGUUGCUGAUAUGGUUGAUAUGUUUGUAUUGCUGCUGCCACCAGCGGGAGGUGAUGAGUUACAGGGUAUCAAACGAGGUAUCAUCGAGAUGGCAGAUCUUGUUGUUAUAACCAAAGCAGAUGGAGACCUCAUUGUGCCAGCACGGAGAAUUCAAGCAGAAUACGUCAGUGCUUUGAAAUUGCUUCAUAAGCGUUCAAAGGUUUGGAGACCAAAAGUAAUGCGGAUCUCUGCCAAAACUGGAGAAGGCAUUUCGGAUGUAUGGGAUAAGAUGACAGAAUUCCAGGAGGUCAUGCUUACAAGUGGUGAGUUGCUUGCCAAACGCAGGAGACAGCAAAAAGUGUGGAUGUGGAACGUAAUCCAAGAAAGCAUGCUGGACCAUUUCCGGCAUCACUCAGAAGUGAAGGAUCAGAUUCCUCUUCUGGAAGAAAAGGUUGUUGGUGGGAUCCUAUCUCCUGGGCUAGCUGCAGACCUACUGCUCAGGGCUUUUAAAGAGAAAUCCUGAUUCUGUUCUGUAUGUGACCUGAUGAUAUAAAAUAAAUGAUAAAUGAUACCAUUUUUAAAA